Homalodisca vitripennis (glassy-winged sharpshooter) is the source of this 4167-nucleotide messenger RNA. RefSeq names its product mitogen-activated protein kinase kinase kinase 10-like. The transcript is spliced from 14 exons. Lineage: Eukaryota; Metazoa; Arthropoda; Insecta; Hemiptera; Cicadellidae. Gene Ontology annotation, molecular function: protein binding; JUN kinase kinase kinase activity; ATP binding. Bases 386 to 3586 code for a protein of 1066 amino acids. The record is from RefSeq and is a predicted model, not a curated record. Gene Ontology annotation, biological process: protein phosphorylation.
AAAUCUUUAUUCUGUGGCCCUUUACCAGUUGAUGUCAAAAUGGCGGAGGGAAGUGUCAGGUUAAACUGAAGUAAAUUUUUAUUUUGUUAACAUUUUAUAUUUAGUUGAAUUAAAAGUUCAAGGGUUUGUUUGGUUAUUAGUGCAUUGUGGUUUUGUGUGUGUAACCAUGAACUGAAUGCAUGGUUGUAUAGUUGUGCUUCAGAAUAAUGAAAAGUGGACCAUUUUCUAGUUUGAUUGUUUUGAUGCCGCAAGGGAGCCAAGACAAGUGUCAUAACACAUACCACCUGUCAGUAAGUCAAGCUCAAACUUACAAGGUUUGCAUCGUUUUUACUUCUUUCCAUCGAAUUGUGUCAGGAGGACCCCAAAUUCAUUCCAAAUUAAACGAAUGCCUCCCUUAUUGACGUCCAUGGAACACACCAAGACUGUUUAUGGAAACACCAAUGGCCGAGAUGUCUAUCAUACAAGUCGUACAACUUCACAUAACACAAUUUCUACAUAUCAACAACAUUCAAGCAAUAGUGUUAAUGUUAACCAGAUUAGCAGUCCUCAUCUUAUGCGAAGAAAUGAAAGUUCAACCAGAAAAGGUACUUUAUCACUAUGGACAGCCUUGUAUGAUUAUGUUGCUCAAGGAGAAGAUGAGCUCAGCCUUCGGAGAGGUGAGAUUGUGGAAGUCCUUUCAGAUGACUCAAAAAUAUCGGGAGAUGAAGGUUGGUGGACUGGGAAGAUAGGGGAUAAAGUGGGGAUAUUCCCAGCAAAUUUUGUUACAGAAGAAAAUAUUAUCGAUCAUGUUUCGAACGUUAUAGGGGAUAUACAGCCAAAUGAAAUUACUUUUAAUGAGCUGAUAUUAGAAGAAGUGAUUGGUGUGGGUGGGUUUGGGAAAGUGUAUCGUGGUUAUUGGAACAAUUUGGAAGUAGCUGUUAAGGCAGCAAGGCAAGAUCCAGAUGAGGAUAUUUCUGUUACUUUAGAAAAUGUGAGAAAAGAGGCAAAACUCUUUUGGUUACUUAAACAUGAUAAUAUUGUGUCUCUCGAAGGUGUUUGUUUAGAAAUGCCAAAUAUGUGCCUAGUGAUGGAGUACGCCAGGGGAGGUUCUCUCAAUAGGGUAUUAGCAGGACGUAAAAUACGACCUGAUGUGCUUGUAGAUUGGGCAAUUCAAAUUGCAAGAGGAAUGAACUACCUCCAUAAUAAAGCGCCUAUCUCCCUUAUUCAUCGGGAUUUGAAAUCAUCCAAUGUACUUCUUAAAGAACCAAUCGAAAACGAUGACUUGCAGUUCAAAACGCUCAAAAUAACCGACUUUGGUCUGGCUCGUGAGGUCUACAAGACCACUCGGAUGUCGGCAGCUGGAACGUACGCUUGGAUGGCUCCAGAAGUGAUCAAGACUUCUAUAUUUUCUAAAGCUAGUGAUGUGUGGAGUUACGGAGUGCUGCUAUGGGAGCUGUUAACAGGAGAGACACCAUACAAGGGCAUUGACGCACUGGCCAUCGCCUAUGGUGUGGCAGUCAACAAGCUCACUCUGCCCAUCCCCAGUACCUGUCCUGAGCAGUGGAGAGUGCUAAUGGAAGAAUGUUGGCGAUCGGACCCUCACCUGAGACCAGGUUUUGAGGAUAUCUUGCUGUCAUUGGAUGCCAUUGUACACUCUGCAUUCACCCAGACUCCCCAUGAGAGCUUCCACACCAUGCAGGAUGGCUGGCGCAUUGAGAUAGAAGAAGUUCUUAAUGGACUCCGCAUGAAAGAAAAGGCCUUCCGCUCCAAGGAAGAGGAAUUGCGGUGUAGAGAAGAAGAACUAACAAAGGCGCAAUUGGAACAGAAGAUGGUCGAACAGAAGCUGCAACAGCGAGAGGCUGAGCUGGCACGUCGAGAAAUAGAUCUGCUGCAGAGAGAGCUACAUAUCAUUAUCACGCAGCAAGCCCCAACACCGAAGAAGAGACGGGGAGUCUUCAAGCAAGCCAAACUUAAACAAUUAAAAAAAGAACCAGGCCAGAUCAGUUUUCCUGUUGAUUUCCGCCAUACGAUAACUGUACAACACACACCGAAAAGUCACCCUAGCCCGAACAGCCCUCCUGGUUCUCCUAGCAUACCUCGGCUACGAGCCAUCGCUCUGCCAGCUGACGGAGUCAAGGGCAAGACGUGGGGCCCGAGCACGUGUCACCAGCGGGAGCGGGGGCAGAUCAUGAACCGACCCAAGCGGUGGAGCAAAAGUGCCCCCAACUUGGAGAAACCGGCCCGACCUCGUGCAUUCUUAGACUACAUGGGUCCAACGGAAGGGGAGUGGGGUUAUGAUAGCUCAUCCAUAGCCUCACUAUUCAACGGUCUGGAAGUGAGAGGAGCCAAGGGGCCAAAGCUGUCUAUUGUCGAGAUGGUAUUGUACAACAUGGCUGCUAUGUUAGCCAGCUUUGCUGCGGGCUACGAUGUCAGAGUGUCCAACACUUACCCUAUCCAUCCUCGGCUGCAACCGGACAGGCUAGAUGAAGAGGCAGAAGAAAAGUCUUGGUGGUUAGAGUCAUGUGGAGGUAGCCGCAAUUCAUACUUGGGUCCAGAUUAUGAAUUUUCAAGUAGUUCUGGUUACCCUCACAACACCUAUCAUGGUCCAGCCAAACACUAUCGACCACUGCUUAACAACCUGGCUAUAGCUGAACACCUGCCAGUGGAGUCCAAGCCGCUGUGGUUCACCGACUCACCACAACACUCCCAACACUAUGUGCCUGCCCUCAAACAGCUAACACCAGCCCCCUCUCCUCGACGGAAAUCUUCCAGCACUAGUAUUGAACCUGCCGAGGUAUCUUAUCCCCCUCCUCCUGCACCCGGGGGUGGGAUGUUGGAGUUGAGAUUGGCUCCCGACUAUUACAACAUUAACUUACACCGUUCCGAGUACUACCAACCUCCAUCUGAGUACUCCACUCCCAGCGGCCACUAUGCAGACCGUCUAUUUCCGGAGUUUUCCAGCAACGAAUACCCUGCCUAUGCAUACGACAACCCCAGCAGCAGUGUCAGCAGUAGUACAACUGCGAGCACACGCACGCGCCACUACACACACAGGCGCACCCCUAGUAAUGUCAGUAACGCUUCUAGCUGUGGUGGGACUGCCACUUCCAGUGUUAACCCUACGUUUAGCCUAGAGGGCGAGACCACUGGAGAGUAUCAACAGUAUUAUACAGCCUACAGUGGAUGGAGUAGGAGUUCCGGAGGAAAGACCGGUUCCAGGCAAAACUCUAUAGACUCUACAGGCUCAGAGCGACCAAUGACACUUGAAGUUGGUGGCACCAGACUGCGCUCCAGCUUGAAACGUUACAACUACUCUCCCCGCAAUAAUACUGGAGGAUCUUCCUCUUCUGGUCCCGGAACACCAACCAACCCCACGCCACCAGAUAGCCUCACCAGCGAGGACAGCAGCUACGUCUCUGCCAAGGAGAGUUCCUCCAACUCCGUGUCUCGUGUGCGGUUCUCUCCCAUCACUGCUACCAACCUGCUGGAUCUACCAACGCAUGGACAGACGCAGGACGUGACGGUACCUCUGCAGGCCCGCAAACGUGAGACUUCACGCAAUAGGCGACCUUCCAUCACUGACUUGGAGCGAGAGUUCCUCUCAUAGCAUCACAUUUGGCGUUAGUCACAUUGAGGCUGUUUCCACAUGUCUAUAGAGCAAACACAGUAGAUACAUUUUAAUGUGUAUUUUAUAAACACCAACACUAAAUUUCUCAUUAAGGCGUAACUAAAUUUUUCUAGCUUGAAAUUAAUAUUUUUAAAGUUGAGAUUACUCAAAACAUUUUUAAAAGUGUAUGUUUUAUUUUAAAACACUGGGUAAUGGUGUGAAUUUCCACUUUUGACUAUAUUUGGACUUGGACAUAGUAUUUUAAAAGAACAAAUAAACAGUUUAUUAUCAACUUGUAAUGAAAAACAUUUACAUUUAUACUUUGAUCUACUUAAUUGGGACUCAUCUCUUCUCUUGAUAUAUUUGUUCCAAGAGCACAUUCUAACUGUCAUAUUAAAAGAUUGGCAACAAAUAGUUUCGAUGUACAUACAUACAUUUUUCACAGUCACUGCCACGAACAUAUGGAAGCAGCUUCAUGUCAAAGCGCAGCCACAAAUACUCUAUAUCUAGUCGGUUCGAAACAGCUACUCUUAGUGCUUCACUCUUGUACAUAUUCUACUAUUAAGAUGUCUUAAGAACUA